AUGAGUCCAAUCACUCUUUGGUUUGCCCUUGCGGGACUCGGUUCCGCCGGCGCCGUCAACCAGUAUACACUUGUUGAGUCUUAUGAUCACACCAACUUUUUUGACAAGUUCAACUUUUUUGUUAGCAAAUAUGGCACUGGCAACUACAAUGAUGUCGACCCAACAUCGGGGUACAUCAACUACCGCAGUCGGGAAGAUGCCGUGAAGCUGGGACUCAUUGCGACUCAAGGGUCGGAAAUGUUUCUCGGCGUCAACCACAGAGAUAAAUUGGAUCCAAAAGGCAAAGGCCGCGACAGUGUUCGAAUCGAGAGCAAGCAGCUGUACAACUAUGGGCUGUUCAUCUCAGAGUUUACACACAUGCCCAAAGUCGGCUGUGGAGUUUGGCCGGCAUUUUGGACAUUCGGUGAUCCGUGGCCCGUAAAGGGUGAAAUGGACAUUUACGAAAAUUGGAAUCUGGCGCCAUACAACAUGAUGACACUUCACACAGGCAAUUCAAGCCAAGUCGGAAACUGCACAAUCAGUCAGCACAAUAUGCUAAAUCCUGUCAUCACUACCAAUUGCGAUGUUACCUACAAGGACGCGAAGCAGAGCCUUAACCAGGCGUGCGGCACAGCCGAGGACCGCGGGCAAUGGGGCUCCAAGUCUGGCGGUGUCUACGCCAUGGAGUGGACCGCCGACUACGUCCGGCUCUGGAGCUGGAGUCGAAGCGAUACCCCCGUAGAUGUCAAGCUCCAGCAACCGAAUCCUCAGCUAUGGGGAAAGCCCUUUUUCUACGCCGGCGGCUCGUCUUGCGACAUGGACGCCCACUUGCGUGACCAGAAACUGGUGCUCAACAUUGACUUUUGCGGUGUUGCCGCGGGAGACGCAGCCCUUUGGGGCCAACAGUGCCAAAAUACGACGGGAUACACAAAUUGUACCGACUAUGUGGCAAAUCACCCCGAUCAUUUCGCCGAUGCAUUCUGGAAGAACGCCCUUGUAAUGUACACCGCGUGGCGUUAG
Molecule: messenger RNA, 999 nt
Organism: Beauveria bassiana ARSEF 2860
Lineage: Eukaryota; Fungi; Ascomycota; Sordariomycetes; Hypocreales; Cordycipitaceae
Product: Concanavalin A-like lectin/glucanase
Exons: 6
Coding region: 1-999 (332 amino acids)
Biological process (GO): glucan catabolic process
Molecular function (GO): hydrolase activity, hydrolyzing O-glycosyl compounds
Source: RefSeq, a predicted model, not a curated record